AUGGUAGUGAUCAUCGACAAACAAUCUCCACCGUUAACAUGGCGCCUUGGGCGUAUUCUCGAAGUACUACCUGGUUUAAAUGAGUCAGCACUUAGUACCAGUACACAAAUACACUUGCAAACUUAUGAUUAUGAUAUUGGUGUCUAUGUAGAAAAAACGUGUACUAAUGAUGAAAAGUAUAAGAUUUUGAAAAAUCGAUGGAUACCAAAUGAAUUUUAUAAAUUUCCUAUCAGUGGAACAAGAAAACUUAAAUUCCAAAGAAACUGGUUACUAGAAUUCCCUUGGCUUUCGUAUUCAGAAAAAUUAGACGGUGCUUUUUGCGUAUUCUGUUUUUUAUUUUGUUCUAAAGAAGUGGGAAAAGGAAGUCAUAUCUCUACAAAGUCUUUCGUAGUGACUCCAUUCUGUCGUUGGAAAGAUGCAAAAGAGCAAUUCCGUUAUCACACAAAUGUAGAAUAUCAUAAAACUUCUUGUAUAGUUGCUCAGAAUUUUAAAGAUGUACGCGAAAAAAAAAUCGUUGAUAUUAGCCUUCAGCUUAAUACAGCCCGUUUAGCGACAAUCGAACAAAACAGGAAAAUAUUAUCUUCUAUUGUUGAAACAAUCAUUUUAAUUGGAAGGCAAGAAAUUGCCUUAAGAGGUCAACGUGAUUCAGGUCCAAUAUUAUCGAAAGUUUCAAACCAUAAUGACGGAAACUUCCGUGCGUUGUUGCGUUUUCAUGUAGAUUCAGGAGACAAUACUUUAAAUGAUCAUCUAUUACGAAUAGAAGCAAUGCCAUCAAAUCGUUCUACUAAAUGUUUUAGUUUACUAGCUGACGAAACUACUGAUAUCAGCGGCAUUGAACAGUUUUCGUUAUGUGUUCGUUUCAUUGAAAAAACUAACAGCGGAAGUAUUUUAAAAGAGGAUUUUCUAUCUUUUGUUCCUGUAAAUGAUGUUACCGGAAAAGGACUAAUGUGUACUUUAUUGGAAACAUGUCAAAAUUUAAAGUUGAAUCUAAAAUAUUUAGUAGGCCAAGGAUACGACGGAGCGGCAGCAAUGAGUGGAGAAUUUCAAGGGUGUGCUGCCAAAGUUAUGGAAAAAUAUCCUCAGACAUUGUAUGUACAUUGGGCUAGUCACUCAUUAAAUUUAGUUGUGAGUGACGCAUGCAACAUUCCUAUUACUUUUUCCGUAUAUCGGCACAACGACAAAGCAUAUUAA
Melanaphis sacchari is the source of this 1191-nucleotide messenger RNA. Its product is annotated as zinc finger MYM-type protein 1-like. The transcript has 3 exons. The record is from RefSeq and is a predicted model, not a curated record. NCBI's taxonomy places the organism in Eukaryota, Metazoa, Arthropoda, Insecta, Hemiptera, Aphididae. Bases 1 to 1191 code for a protein of 396 amino acids.